AUGCCGAGGUCUUUAGGUUUGUCGAGUUGUAGUGGAGGAGCAGCCUUGUCAUACUUACGUAUUGAGGGCAACAAAUUUAAUGGCAUUAUUCCAUAUAAUUUGGGUCAAUUUUCUGGAAUGUACAGGUUGGACCUCUUCUCCAACUCACUAGAAGGCGACAUCACUGAAGUACACUUUUCCCAGCUCCUUCAACUUGGAAAUUUUGGACAUAUCUUUACAGCUCCUUCAAAUUGGCUUCCCCUUUUUAUUGCUUCAUUUAUUGACAUGAGUUUCUGUCAUAUAGGAACUAGAUUUCCUACUUGGAUUCGAACCCAAACUUAUUUGAGAAGCUUUCAACUAUCUGGAGUUGGACUCGCGGGCAAAGUUCCAGCUUGGUUCUCGGAUAUGUCUACAGGUAUACAAUAUCUUAGCUCGUCCGACAAUCAUUUGACAGGAAAUAUUCCUCGUAGCUUUUCUACUCUCAACUUCCUGAGCCACUCGAGUCUCAUCUUACAACAACUUGUCAGAAGCAUUCCAACAAGCAAUCAAUUGUCCACGUUAAAUGACCCCUCAAUCCAUGUUGGCAACAAAGACCUUUGUGGUACACCACUGCCUGUGUGCCCUGGAGAUGUUGCUUAUCGAAGCCCACCUCCUGCAGCAAUUGAAGAAGAAGAAGACAGUGAUGGCGAGUUUGAAGGAGUCUAA
Messenger RNA from Musa acuminata AAA Group (dessert banana), 684 nucleotides. Its product is annotated as receptor-like protein EIX2. The transcript has a single exon. Gene Ontology annotation, molecular function: protein binding. Lineage: Eukaryota; Viridiplantae; Streptophyta; Magnoliopsida; Zingiberales; Musaceae. The record is from RefSeq and is a predicted model, not a curated record. The coding region runs from base 1 to 684 and encodes 227 amino acids.